This is a messenger RNA of Hyla sarda, 3685 nucleotides long. It is a transcript of the gene GANAB, whose product is annotated as glucosidase II alpha subunit. Lineage: Eukaryota; Metazoa; Chordata; Amphibia; Anura; Hylidae. Gene Ontology annotation, biological process: carbohydrate metabolic process; N-glycan processing. Gene Ontology annotation, molecular function: carbohydrate binding; glucan 1,3-alpha-glucosidase activity. Gene Ontology annotation, cellular component: glucosidase II complex. The record is from RefSeq and is a predicted model, not a curated record.
GGCCAAUGGCAGGUGGUGACGUGUCCCGUACAAAGCGAUGCGACUGGCGGUGACGUCGCAGCGCUGGGCGUGGCUUCUGUCAGAGAGAGCCGGCUUACCGAGGGGGGGGUCGGAGGUCAGAGCGGAACCAAGAUGGCGGUGGCUCGGAGGCUCCUUGGUCUUGCUCUCGUGUUCUCUGUCUGUCUCACUCCUGGCCUGAGUGUUGACAGGAGCAACUUCAAGACAUGUGAACAGAGUUCCUUCUGCAGACGUCAGCGCAAGUUUGAGCCGGGAUCCUCUCCGUAUCGCGCUUUGCUGGGAAGCGCAAAACUGACUGCGGACAAACUAGAAAUCCAGCUCAUCAAUGACAAGACCCAGGUGUCCCUCCUUCUGGAAGUCUUCGGACUCCAUGGAAACAUGACCCGAAUUAAGAUCAAUGAGAUCAAACCUCUAAAACCUCGAUAUGAGGUUCCAGACGUGCUGGUUGGGACACCGACCCCUGAAAAUUUGCAGGUGACUGGGCAGGAUGAUAAUACCCUUGAACUGUCCUUGGGAAGCGAUGAGCACAAGCUUCUAGUGACCGGAUCACCGUUCCGAUUGGAUAUCCUGGCAGGGCGAGACUUGGUCCUGAGCGUCAAUUCUCGCGGGUUGCUUUACUUCGAGCAUUUUACAGAACGAAAAGACACUCUCUCGGCUAAAGUUAGUAGCGCUGUCGGUAACAUGUGGCAUAAAGUGAAGAAUCUUUUCUCUAGUGACCCAGAGAAGACGGAGGAAUCCGCUGGAACUGAUGAUGAAAACCAAGGAGAGGAGGAAGCGGCAAAGGAAGAAGAAACCAAGAAGCCGGAAGAAGAUGAGCCAGGAAUGUGGGAAGAAACCUUCAAAACGCACACGGACAGCAAACCAAAUGGUCCUUCUUCGGUGGGUCUAGACUUUUCACUACCAGGAUUUGAACAUGUUUAUGGGAUUCCAGAACACGCUGACAACCUAAGACUACGGACAACAGAGAACACGGAUCCUUAUCGGCUCUACAACCUGGACGUCUUCCAGUAUGAAGUGUAUAACACCAUGGCUUUAUAUGGCGCCGUCCCCCUCUUGCUCGCUCACAACGUUCAGCGCACGUUAGGUAUAUUUUGGCUCAACGCGGCAGAGACGUGGGUAGACAUCAGCUCGAACACAGCUGGCAAGACUCUUCUGGGUAAGAUGUUGCAGUACAUGCAGGGAGGCGAUGAGACGCCGCAGACAGAUGUGCGCUGGAUGUCGGAGAGUGGAAUCAUUGACGUGUUCGUUCUACUUGGCCCUGCGCCAAGCGAUGUCUUCAAGCAGUAUGCCAGUCUCACAGGCACUCAGGCUCUGCCCCCAUACUUCUCCCUGGGAUACCACCAGUGCCGAUGGAACUACAAUGACGAGGAUGACGUGCGGAACGUGGAUGCCGGCUUUGAUGAGCAUGAUUUGCCUUAUGAUGUCAUCUGGUUAGAUAUUGAGCACGCCGACGGGAAGAGAUAUUUCACCUGGGACCCUCACAAGUUCCCCACUCCAAAAAACAUGCUGACUGGGUUGAAAGAGAAGAGGAGAAAGGCUCUGCUGGUUAUCCAGACUUCACUAAUCCGGACGUGCGCGCUUGGUGGUCCAGUAUGUUCGCGUAUAACGAAUACGAGGGAUCUAUGGAAAAUCUGUUUGUUUGGAACGAUAUGAAUGAGCCGUCGGUUUUCAAUGGUCCAGAAGUGACUAUGCACAAAGACGCCGUCCAUUGGGGUGGCUGGGAGCAUCGGGAGGUCCACAAUAUGUAUGGCCUGUAUGUGCACCGAGCCACCGCUGAGGGGUUAAUCCAUCGCUCUGGUGGGAAGGAGAGGCCAUUUGUCUUGACACGUGCCUUCUUUGCGGGAUCACAGCGUUAUGGUGCUGUGUGGACUGGUGAUAAUGCGGCUGAUUGGGAACACUUAAAGAUCUCCCUCCCCAUGUGCCUGAGCCUGGCUCUAGCAGGCAUCUCCUUCUGCGGAGCCGAUGUCGGAGGAUUCUUUAAGAACCCAGAAACUGAACUGCUUGUUCGCUGGUAUCAGGCUGGAGCGUAUCAGCCUUUUUUCCGCGCUCAUGCUCACUUGGACACCCCUCGACGUGAACCGUGGUUACACGGAGAAGCCAAUACAGAUAUUAUACGCGAGGCCCUACUGCAAAGAUACGCUCUGCUUCCAUACUGGUAUACGCUAUUCUACAAUGCACACCGUGAUGGAGAGCCUGUAAUGAGGCCGCUCUGGGUUGAGUUUCCAUCAGAUGUCUCUGCCUUCGCCAUGGAUGACCAAUAUCUGUUGGGUUCUGCCCUUCUGGUGCACCCGGUAACGGAGAGCAAUGCCCGAGGGGUUCAGAUCUAUCUUCCUGGGACUGGAGACGUCUGGUAUGAUGUCCACACACAUCAGAAGUAUGAGGCUCCUCAGAAGUUCUACCAUCCGGUCACCAUCAGUUCAAUUCCAGUGUUUCAGCGCGGUGGGUCUAUAAUUCCUCGGAAGGAUCGGCCAAGACGUUCCUCAGACUGCAUGCAGGAUGAUCCUUUUACGCUCUAUGUGGCACUGAAUCUGCAGGGAGAAGCCAAAGGUGAAUUGUACUUGGAUGAUGGUCAUAGCUUCAAUUACCAGCAAAAUGAGUUUGUAUACAGAGAGUUCAGCUAUAGCAAUGGGAAGCUGACAUCCAGUUCCCUGGAUCUUAAUGGAAAGUUUGAGACCCCCAGUUGGUUAGAGAGAGUUGUGAUCAUUGGAGCCACCAAGCCGACCAGCAUAACCCUACAGCAGCCGGGUGGUUCAGAAGUGCCGCUGGAUUUCGACUACAACGCACAAACCUCUGUGAUAACUGUGCGAAAACCAGGCGUCAACAUCGCGUCAGAUUUCAGCCUAUCUCUUCGAUAACACCACCGACUUAAGUCUUCAGGGAAAAGGGGGGAAGAAGGGGCAGUGGGAUCCCCCACGCGAGAGGUGGCGUAAGGUGGGACUUCAUUCACGGACCAAACUUGAGAAUAAAGAGACCAGAGGAAGCGUCGGAGCGCCGAGUGUGUGUGUGAACGUAUGUCUGAUGAGAUUUAUGGGGUACUGCCCCCCCCCCCCCCUGCACUUAUGGUGUGUAUGUGUUUGUGUGUAUAGAAGGAUCAUGCACUGUCACAAUGAACAGUAAGGAACUGGACCACCUUCUCAAAUUUGAGAUUAUUUUUUUUUUUCUUUUUAAUCAUGUCGCCUGCCCCCUUAAUCCAGCCUUUAUACCUGAUUUACAGACGCUAUCCACAUCUCCGUGUGGGAGGAGGAUGACCAGAUUUUACAUGUGAUACAAAAAAAAAAAAAAAACUAUUAAAAUAAAAUAUAAAAAUUCUCAGGGCUGCAGCCAUGGUUAGGAAUGUACGAAUCAGGAAUGAAUAGAAAGUAACAUUAGUUUGACGGGCGACACCCCACCUGCUCUUUCUUUCCCCCUUUUCCCCCCCUAUCCAUCCUGCCAUGUACCUGAGGAGGUGCAUGGACGGCCCAAUAAUGUGACACCCUGUGUAGCUACGUCUGGGGGGGGGGGGGGGGGAGCCUGCGCUCUACAUCUCUCCACCUUUUUUUUUUUUUCGGUCUGCUAGUGAGUACGUAAGAAAGGUAACAACCUGUCGAGGCUUUUCUAUUCUUGGGGGAAGUGGAUCCAUGUCUUGAUCGGAACAAUGUUUUGAUAAAAUGAGAAAUUAAAAAUAUAA